Messenger RNA from Nothobranchius furzeri (turquoise killifish), 2097 nucleotides. The record is from RefSeq and is a predicted model, not a curated record. Lineage: Eukaryota; Metazoa; Chordata; Actinopteri; Cyprinodontiformes; Nothobranchiidae.
GUGUGUGUGUGUGUGUGUGUGUGUGUGUGUGUGUGUGUGUGUGUGUGUGUGUGUCCUAACAUUUCUCUCGGUGUGGGUUCCCAUGGGUGGGAGCACACCCACCUAAGGAGGUCCAAAAUCCAAGUGGGGCCCAAAAUGGUGGACCCCACUCCGAUUUCAAUUAAAAUGAGCUCAGCAGCCUCCCCUGAUGCUACCAUUGCUUUUUUUUUCAUGUCAAAAAAUUGUCCCCUAAGGUAGCAAAAAGUGGGCAAGUGUGUAAAGGUGUGUAUCCUGCAGCCGACCGUAACCGGAAGUCAGGAUAUACACUUCCCGCAAAAUCUUAUACACACCGCGGGAGUCUGAAACCUUUGGCCAAUGACAUUGCUGCACUGAGGAAAACUACCGGAAGUUCACAACAAGAAGAAAACUACACGGAUUGAAGACAAAAAGACGACGGAGUGAUUGGAUUAUUUUGAAUAUUUUUACAUUUACCGACCUCUGCAUGCAGCAGAGCCAUUAUGUCCACAAGAAAGAGGAGGAAAAAGCCUAUAGAUGAUGCAAAGACACACAUCCUGUCCUGUACUGACAAGGUUGGGUUUAUGUCGAGAUACAUUGACGGUUACAAAGGAAGAGGAGUGUUUGCCACACCCCCCAAUGAACCAGGGGACUUCGUCUUGGAGUACAGGGGUAAACUCCUCACAAAGGAAGAAUGCGAGUCAAGACGAUACUCAGAGACUGAAAGCAAAUUUCUCUUUGGCUUUAAGUGGCAGAACCAUUGCUUAUGCCUGGAUGCAUCUGAAGAAGAUGGCUCUCUCGGAAGAUUGGUCAAUGACAACCACAAAAAUCCUAAUUGCGUUAUGAAAAAAAUCAUAGUUGACAACAAACCACAUUUGUGCCUUUUUUCUCUGAAGAAAAUAGAAAUAGGAGCUGAAAUUUAUUACAACUAUGGUGAUUCAAAAUGGCCUUGGCGCAGUAAGGUGGGAAAAAACAAGGCUCCUGCAGCAGCAAAAGAGAACCUAUUGGGUGGGGAAGGCCAGAUGAAAGGCCUUCAGACUCCUGCUGCAGCAGAAGAGAAUGAGGCCAGCCCUGUUCCUCAGAUGCUUAAUGAUGGACCAAUCCCAGAUGAGACCUACACACAGAUGAAAGGCCUUCAGACUCCUGCUGCAGCAGAAGAGAAUGAGGCCAGCCCUGUUCCUCAGAUGCUUAAUGAUGGACCAAUCCCAGAUGAGACCUACACACAGACCAUUCACAUGGAGGGACCUUUAGCAGAGGACAUUGAAGAUGUCUGUGUGCUAGGUGACAAGGGGUCAGACGAUGAGGUCAGCAUGUCAUCCAGGCAAGAAUGUACCUCCAUAUCAGAAAGUCAAAACCAAAGAGUGUCUGCAACAGAUGUCAGUAUGCCAGAAGAGGGGUCAGAACAUGAGGUCAGCAUGUCAUCCCUGCAAGAAUGUACCUCCACGCCACAAGUCCAAAACCAGACUGUCUCUGCAAAAAAGAGAGAAAAACAAACAGCUGUCAAGAGAAGCUGGACCCCAGAAGAGUGUGCUGCAGUGGACAAACAUUUGAGGAGAUUUAUCGUGAGGAGUCAAGUUCCUGGUAAAGAAGAGUGUCAGCGCUGUAUUACUGCUGCACCUGAAGCUCUCAGAAACAGAGACUGGAAAGCUGGUAAAUAUUAUGUUAAAAAUCGCAUUACAGCCCUGAGAAGAAAAGUAGUAUGAAAGCACCUAAUUGAACGGAGGUAAAAGCAAAACAUUGGAUGUCAAAAUGUUUUGUCCUUUGUUGUGUUUGUUGUUAAUUUUUGUUGUUUUUGUAAGGGUUUGCUCAGGUUUUAUGGCUGUUCCGUUGUGUACAAAUAAAAACAUUUCACAGGUUUUUUUUGUAUAUUUUUUACACCUGUAAUAACAAGGCAUUUUGAAUGCAGUCCAAUGAAACGCAUAAUUUCAAUGCCAAUGUAACAAAAAAUGUUGGGUUUGCAUAGAACUUCAAACUGAUAUUGUUAAAACAUUCAGUGGAGAUUAGAUUAAUGAUUUAAUAAUUAAAAAAAUCACAAGCAUAUGGCAUAAAAUGUAAUUAAAUUGGUCAUUUCAAUUUUGUUAUUAAACUGUCUUUGAAGCUGAA